AUGGGGAAGGCCGCAAGGGCAGCAGGAGAGACGCCUCUCCGCCGCCGCGCUGGCCUCCCGGAGGAGAUCAUCUUCUCGAAUAUCCUUGUGCGCCUCCCCCCGAAGUCCCUCCUCUGCUGUCGUGCCGUCUGCCGUGCAUGGCGCCGCGCCACCUCCAAGCGCCGCUUCCUCCUCGCUCACCACACCCACCAGCCUGCCCACCCCGUCUUCCUCGCCGGCGAAGAGAUCUUCGGCGUCCCCUGCCAUAACAUCCGCGCCUUCGACCAUCGGGCCAAUGAUGUCCAGACCGUUGCCCAGCUUGACGAGGCCUUUGAUCUGGAGGCCUCCUGCGACGGCCUCCUCGUCCUCUCCAAGUUCGACUACACUGCUCGCUUUCGCAGCUUCUCCGUCUGCAACCCGGCCACGCGUGAGCAUGCCCCACUCAGGUGUCCACCGUGGGACUUCCACAUCGUGGGGAUGUAUGCCCACCGACCCACCGGCGAGUACAGGCUGAUACUGCAACGGACAAUCGACAUGAAGUUGUCUGAAGGCCAAAUUGGCUGCUAUGUCUUUCUGUUGGGCUCCGACCAGCCACCGAGGUACAUCGGGUGGCCGGAGACAGGGUCGUGGACCUUCGACGUACCUGUCCGAGUGGAUGAUAGCUUGCAUUGGUACUCACAGUUUUAUCUGGGUAAAAGCAACCCACCGCAGCAUCAGAGGGACAACACACCGGUAAUAGUAUUUGACACCAUAGAUGAGUCGUUCCGGCUGAUGCAUGAUCCAGUUGUUUCCACCCAGGCAACUAUCUUUGACAUGGAUGGCACGCUCGGCAUCUACAGGCGUAACUAUGAGAUUAAACAAAUUGAUGUGGAUCCCUUUAUGAAAGAAAAAGAAACUAUUGGUAUAUGGGUGCUGCGGAACUACGAAAGUGAGGUUUGGGACAAAAAGUACAGAAUCAAAUUGCCACUUGCAGAAAUACGGGAUGAUUUUGGGAACCACGAUGAUUAUUGUUUGGAAGUUGUUUCUGGGGAUGGUGACGUGUUCAUGCUGCUCCUUCUUGGUCGGUAUCUGAUUCGUGUUGACAGCAAUGGAAAAUUGCUUGAAAAUUCCAACAUCGGUCGAGAAAACCCCCGUAUGACUAAAUGGCUGCUCAAGCAAAGUCUUGUUCAGCAUACAUUCUUUCCGGCUCUAGAAGGUUAUGCUGUGAAUGGUUCACCUUGGUUGCCCAAACUUACGCAUCUCUAA
This is a messenger RNA of Aegilops tauschii subsp. strangulata, 1224 nucleotides long. RefSeq lists its product as uncharacterized. Lineage: Eukaryota; Viridiplantae; Streptophyta; Magnoliopsida; Poales; Poaceae. Gene Ontology annotation, molecular function: protein binding. The record is from RefSeq and is a predicted model, not a curated record.